Messenger RNA from Frieseomelitta varia, 2148 nucleotides. RefSeq lists its product as uncharacterized. Bases 344 to 706 code for a protein of 120 amino acids. The transcript has 3 exons. The record is from RefSeq and is a predicted model, not a curated record. Lineage: Eukaryota; Metazoa; Arthropoda; Insecta; Hymenoptera; Apidae.
GACUUUAUAUAGAAUCUGGACUGUGUAGCUACCGACCACCAUCUGUCGUCCGACUAUAGAUACUAAUCUCCACUGGUGAAGAGAUAAAGGGCGAAGCUGGAGAUGGCGCUUUGUCUUAGCCGCCCCUCGGCAUUCCUUCGUUCGAGGUAACCUCAGCCCAAGAAUUAUAAUCACCCCACGGUAUCCCCCGAAUAUUUAGACCUGCGUUAGACAAUUUUUACAGUUGGGCAGAAAGGUUGUCCCGGAGAGGGAGAAAGACAAACAGGGAAAGAGAGAGAAAGAAGGAGGAGGAGGAGGAAUGGAAGAAAGGGAACCAAAGGAAUGAAGCGGAAUCUAUCUGGGUAUGCGUGGAGAAAGAGAGAAGGGGAGACCAGGAGCACCUGCGCGUUCCGCCUUCGACCACAUUCUUCGUGAUUUCCUCGAGAAAAAUGGCUCGGAAUUCUCGGCUGCUUUUGGUCACGAUCUGUGCAUCUCAUCGAGAAUGGUCCAGAGGAUCUUCUUCAAAAAGAGACUACUGGCAAUCGCGUACGAAGCUAGCCUGACACGAUUGCGAUAUCAUUCAUUACGGUUCUGGUCUAAUUGUAUGGUUAAUCUCGCACACAGUGGUAUGCCUGAAGCACUACGUGACACAGAUAGCAGAUUUUUCGUGAACCAAAAUGGGAAAGAUUCACAACUGUUUAAUGAAUUAGAAAGAUUAAAUGCUUAGAUAUAAUAUUAAAAAAAAAAAAAAGAAAUAGAAUCUGUCGACCAAAUUCGAAUUUCGAACCCCCGAAUACUUGGAAUAGUUGGAGCAGCUUUGAUGUAGGAGGUGAAAAGGUGUUUGGACGACCUCUCAAAUGUCGGCUAAAGAGAUGCCUGGAUAUUAUUUGCCCUGGCACACAAACGGCCUCCAACGUAGCCUCGAAAAGUAUUUUGCACAGCCGAUAUUUACGCAGGACAAACACACAAAAGGCACAAGGCAACAAGAAGCGAGGGGUGCGAGACGUACAAAACUAUACAAUGCGGUUUCCACGGACACGUAUGUAUAAUAUAUACAUAGUGAAUUACGAUAUCGUGAAUACUCGACCGCGCAUACACACGUUCUGCAUUCUUGCGUUAAACGAAAGAAGAAUACAUUUCCUUUAAUCGCGGGUCUAUCAAACGUAUAUCCAUCAAACGGAAAUAAACGACGAUGUUACGCAGAAUGUAAUUCGUUGAAACGUUAAUAACGAUUCGACGAACCGAUGGCUAUAAACAUUGUUAAUUACAAUCAGUCUUUAUAUCGCAAUCUGAGAUCUAUCAGCGGAUUUAUAAAUUAAGAAUUUCUUUCAAAUUUAAAGGAUUUAUGGAAUUUAUGGAAUUCUCGUUCGAUAAAAUUCAUAAAAAUUCGCAAUUGCACGAUGAGAUGUAAACGCUGAUAGAAAUAACUUACAAUUGGUCAAUGUAUUUGUAAAUUAAAAAUCAUAAUGUCUGCGGAGUCUUCGAAAAUUCUAAAAAAUUUUAAUAAGAAUCGUAAGUAAUGUAAUAACGUACAGUUGGAUGAUAUUAACUUAUCUCGUGUUUCUACAACCGGUACCAGCAACCUCUUAGGAGAAUGACGAAUGUUUUAUUGCGCUUAAACUACUUUCAAGUAUAAUGCAUGGUGGUAGUCACGGCUACCGUUUCCUACGUAUUAACAUUCAACACGGGUGAGCCAAAGUUGAAGAGAGCGCCGCGAGUUGGAGAAUCGUUUUAUGCCUACGAUGAAGCUUCCCUCUACUAGAUUGUGCGCGGUGUAGUGCCAAAAAUCCAACACAACAAAAAAGAUAAACAUUCGCUAAUUACGUGUAUGUACAGCAUAAGAAACAUACAAACUUGAAAGAAACGAAAAAAGAAUAAGAAAAAUGAUUGAUAGCUUUGAAGAUAUAAGAGAAUCAUGGCGCAUUCUAUUAAAAGAUUUUAAUUAAAAUUCACGUGUCAUUGUGUUGUUUUUAAUAUUAAAUUGACUUAUAAAUACGAAGAGAAGAUUUUGAAAAGAUUGAAAUCAAAAAGGCGCUCCAUUUUUCACUUGCAACGAACGCAUGGCGAAUAGCGAGACAUUAUAAUAUUAUACUCCGCACGAAGAAACAUGGAAUCUCAGUAUUUCGUGAAAAUUAUUAAUGAAAAAUACAUAGAUUGCUUACCUAAUUU